AUGCCUAUCGCCAUCUCCCCCGGCACGGUCAAGGCCGCCGCAGAGUCGGGCCUCUCGUCCGUCGCCGAGAACAAGAAGCGCAAGAUCAUCUGCUUCUCAGACUUUGACGGCACCAUCUUCAUGCAGGACACCGGCCACAUCCUCUUCGAUCACCACGGCUGCGGCUCCAAGAAGCGCGAGAUACUCGACGAGCAGAUCAAGACGGGCGAGCGCUCCUUCCGCGACGUGUCGGAGGAGAUGUGGGGCUCCCUCAACGUCCCCUUUGACGACGGCUUCGAGGUCAUGGACAAGACGCUCGAGAUCGACCCGGACUUCCAGGAGUUCCACAAGUUCUGCGUCGACAACGACAUCCCCUUCAACGUCAUCUCGGCGGGCCUGAAGCCCAUCCUCCGCCGCGUGCUCGACACCUUCCUCGGCGAGGACGCCUCGUCGCACAUUGACAUCGUCGCCAACGACGCCGAGAUCACCGACGACGGCUCCGCCUGGAAGCCCGUCUGGCUCCACGACAACGAGCUCGGCCACGACAAGGCCCUCUCCAUGGGCGAGGCCCGCGAGCAGGCCGAGAUGGCGUGCGAGGACGGCACCAUCCCCCUCAUCGUCUUCAUCGGCGACGGCGUGUCCGACCUCCCCGCCGCCCGCCAGGCCGACGUGCUCUUCGCCCGCCGCGGCCUGCGCCUCGAGGAGUACUGCGUCGAGAACGGCAUCGCCUACACCCCCUUCGACACCUUCGCCGACAUCCAGAAGGAGAUCGCCCGCAUCCGCGCCGAGGACGACAGGAAGACGGGCGGCAAAGGCAUGCCCGUCGCCUUCAACCCGCGCGCCAAUAUGUGGCGCCGCGUCUCGAGCAAGAGCGCCAUCCCCCGCAUGGUCGCCAUCACCCCGGCCGAGGAGAAGAUGUUCCUCUGGCCCGACGUCUUCAGCGUCGCCUCCCCCAGCAUCGAGAAGGCCAACAUCGCCCCCGUCUUCGCUUAG
Molecule: messenger RNA, 972 nt
Organism: Colletotrichum graminicola M1.001
Lineage: Eukaryota; Fungi; Ascomycota; Sordariomycetes; Glomerellales; Glomerellaceae
Product: 2,3-diketo-5-methylthio-1-phosphopentane phosphatase
Exons: 2
Coding region: 1-972 (323 amino acids)
Molecular function (GO): phosphatase activity
Source: RefSeq, a predicted model, not a curated record